Messenger RNA from Arvicola amphibius (Eurasian water vole), 1019 nucleotides. It is a transcript of the gene Gem, whose product is annotated as GTP binding protein overexpressed in skeletal muscle. Gene Ontology annotation, molecular function: GTP binding; GTPase activity; calcium channel regulator activity. The transcript is spliced from 5 exons. The coding region runs from base 132 to 1019 and encodes 295 amino acids. The record is from RefSeq and is a predicted model, not a curated record. NCBI's taxonomy places the organism in Eukaryota, Metazoa, Chordata, Mammalia, Rodentia, Cricetidae. Gene Ontology annotation, biological process: negative regulation of high voltage-gated calcium channel activity. Gene Ontology annotation, cellular component: plasma membrane.
CCAGCGGAUACCACUCAGCCUCGGGUUGUGGAGCCAGCAUCGCAGGCAUCAGGCAUUGCAGCAGGCGGCAGGCAUUGUGCCGACAGACGGCAGACGUCCACCCAGCGGCCGGGUGCAACCAAGACCCCACGAUGACUCUGAAUAAUGUCACCAUGCGCCAGGGCACUGUGGGCAUGCAGCCACAGCAGCGCUGGAGCAUCCCUGCUGACGGCAGGCAUCUGAUGGUCCAGAAGGAUCCCCACCCUUGCAACCUCCGCAACGGCCACUGCACCGCUCCUGAGGACCACUGCCGGCAAAGCUGGUCCUCCGACUCCACGGACUCCGUCAUCUCCUCUGAGUCGGGGGGCACCUACUACCGAGUGGUGCUUAUCGGCGAGCACGGGGUGGGCAAGUCUACCUUGGCCACCAUCUUUGCAGGCGUGCAUGACAGCCUGGACAGCGGCUGUGAGGUCCUGGGAGAAGACACAUAUGAGCGCACCCUGGUGGUUGAUGGAGAGAGUGCAACGAUUAUUCUCCUGGACAUGUGGGAAAAUAAGGGGGAGAGCGAAUGGCUCCAGGACCACUGCAUGCAGGUCGGGGACGCCUACCUGAUCGUCUACUCUAUCACAGACCGAGCGAGCUUUGAGAAGGCCUCCGAGCUAAGGAUCCAGCUCCGCAGGGCCCGGCAGACAGAAGACAUCCCUAUCAUUUUGGUCGGCAACAAAAGUGACUUAGUGCGGUGCCGAGAAGUGUCUGUGUCAGAAGGGAGAGCCUGUGCAGUGGUGUUCGACUGCAAAUUCAUCGAGACCUCUGCGGCCGUGCAGCACAACGUGAAGGAGCUGUUUGAGGGCAUCGUGCGGCAGGUCCGCCUGCGCCGGGACAGCAAGGAGAAGAACGAGAGGAGGCUGGCUUACCAGAAGAGGCGGGAGAGCAUCCCCAGGAAAGCCAGGCGCUUCUGGGGCAAGAUUGUGGCCAAGAACAACAAGAACAUGGCCUUCAAGCUCAAGUCGAAAUCCUGCCAUGACCUCUCUGUGCUCUAG